This is a messenger RNA of Xenopus laevis (African clawed frog), 1184 nucleotides long. RefSeq lists its product as uncharacterized. The transcript has 3 exons. Bases 247 to 792 code for a protein of 181 amino acids. NCBI's taxonomy places the organism in Eukaryota, Metazoa, Chordata, Amphibia, Anura, Pipidae. The record is from RefSeq and is a predicted model, not a curated record.
GGUCCCAUCCCCAGGGGUCACUGCAGAACAUCGUGUUCCUUCACAUUGGGGCACAACAGACAAAUCCCUGGCAAAACAACAUCUCAUGUAUCUGGGACUCUCAGGGGAGGCUGGAGCCAAUGUGGCUACUGAUAAGGUGACUGCUUGGCACACACCCUGCCCCCUCCCAGGGGCUAAAUAACUGACUGUUUAUAGAGAGCCCACAGACUGUGCCAAGAAGCAAGUACAGAAGAGACAGUGAGAGCAAUGGCAGCACCAAUCAUCUUCCUCCUUUGCCUCCUUCUGGCUUUUGAUGCUUCAGAGGCCCUACUUUAUGUCACUGUUGACCCUUCUCUGCUGGUUGUGAAACCUGGAGACACGGUGCAGCUCAAGUGCCUCCUGAAGCUGGAGAAGCAAGUGGAGCCAAGCAAACUGAUGGUGCAGUGGUUCACCCGUGGGGUCCAAGUGGCCGAGUACGACAGGAAGGUGACUAUUGACAAGCCAGGGUUGUCCUUAUCAGAGGAGGCGCUGAAGAAAGGUGAUGCCACCCUGACCAUCUCAUCAGUCAAGGAGGAAAAUGCCGGAAACUACCGCUGCUACGUCUACUAUGGCUCAGAGUUCACCAUGAAGCAGAUUGUGCUGAAGGUUGAAGAUCCCAACAAGCCAAAGCAAGAGGAAGAGGAGAUCCUGACGGACGGACAGGUCUAUAAGAAGAUCUUUGAUUGGAUGGGGAAACUCGAUGGAAAGGUGGAUGAGCUACUUACCGACACAAAGAAGUGUUUCCCCCAACGCCAGCCCAAAUCUGCAAAGUAACCCCACUUGUUCCAUUAUCCCCCACUCACAAUUAAGCAAUUAUAUAUUCUCCUGCUUAUACACUUACAUCUUAUAUUUUAUUUGUCUCCUAACAUAAUAGUCAAUUAUAGCUCCUGUCUAAUGAGUCAUGUUAAUUACUCUGCACCUCCCAACUGGGAAUAUUGGUAUCUAGGGAAUAAUUCCCUUAGCAACACAUUGCACACCAUCUCUUCUUAGAACACGACCCAUCACUAACCUUUGCACUUGGACUUCUCCUUUAAUUCAUUCCCUUUUGUAAACUUGUUUCCACUUAUAAAAUGAUAUAAAGUUUUUCUUCUUUGCAAAUACUUUCUCUCGUUGGUACUGUGACUCCAAUUGGUAUUUCUGAUUCAAAUAAAUACGUCUAAAUGGCU